Cinclus cinclus is the source of this 537-nucleotide messenger RNA. RefSeq names its product achaete-scute family bHLH transcription factor 2 (gene ASCL2). Gene Ontology annotation, molecular function: RNA polymerase II transcription regulatory region sequence-specific DNA binding; DNA-binding transcription factor activity, RNA polymerase II-specific; protein dimerization activity. The record is from RefSeq and is a predicted model, not a curated record. Bases 13 to 537 code for a protein of 174 amino acids. NCBI's taxonomy places the organism in Eukaryota, Metazoa, Chordata, Aves, Passeriformes, Cinclidae. The transcript has a single exon. Gene Ontology annotation, biological process: regulation of transcription by RNA polymerase II; developmental process.
GGCCGCCCGGCGAUGAACGGCGGGGCUCUGCCGCCGCUGCCCCCCGCCGCAGCCCGCGGCCGCCGGCGGCCCGCCUCCCCCGAGCUGCUGCGCUGCAAGCGCCGCCUGGCUUUCGCCGCCCUGCCGGGCACCGGGGCGGCGGCGGCGGCCGCCGUGGCCCGUCGGAACGAGCGGGAGCGCAACCGCGUGCGGCUCGUCAACCUGGGCUUCGCCGCCCUCCGCCAGCACGUCCCCCACGGCGCCGCCAGCAAGAAGAUGAGCAAGGUGGAGACGCUCCGCUCCGCCGUCGAGUACAUCCGCGCCCUGCAGCGGCUGCUCGACGAGCACGACGCCGCCGCCUCUUUCCCCGACGGCCGCGGGCGGGUGGCCGUCGGGGAAGUUGGCGGCGGCGGCGGAGGCUACUCCUCCGCUUCUCCCUCCUUCGCCUCCUCUGCGCCCGGCUCGCCGUGCUCCUCCGAGGAGAGCGGCUACGACGCGGCGCUCAGCCCCGAGGAGCGGGAGCUGCUGGACUUCACCAGCUGGCUGGGGAGCUACUGA